AUGGAGUACCAGCUGCACGCGAGCACCCCGCAGGCGGCGGGCGGGGUCCGCACCAUCUGCGUGCAUGGCCUGCCGAACGACGUGCGUCUGCGAGAGCUCCGCAACCUCGCCGUGCUCCUCCCGGGGUACGAGUCAUGCCACCUCGCGCCCGGCGACGGACGGCGCCUCGUCACCGGCUUUGUGCGCUUCGACUCGCCCACGUCGGCCGCCCACGCCUGCGAGCGGCUGCAGGGGCUGCAAUUCGACGAGGAGAUGCCGCACAUGCGGCCCCUCGCCGUCGAGAUCGCGCGCCGCGACCUCGACGACGACCGCGGCGGCUCGUCGCGGCGCGACGCGGCGCCCGCGUACGCGGCCUUCACCUCGUACGCCGCCCGGUCGAGGGGCAGCGACGACACGCUCUGCCUGAGGCGGCUGCCGGAGUGGGUCGGCGAGGACAGCCUGGCGGGCCUGGUGAGCAAUCUGCCCGGCUACCGCCACCUCAAGCUCCUCCCCACCAACGGGACGAAGACGCUGUUUGUGCUCUUUGAGAGCGCGAGCCUCGCAGCCGCCGGGCUCGAGGCGCUGCGGGGCAGGGAGGUCUGCGGCUCCGGCGGGCAGCCGCAUAGGGUCGAGGUGGAGAUCGCGCGCCGGUCGCUGCAGCUCUCCCCGCCACGCGACUAG
Messenger RNA from Emiliania huxleyi CCMP1516, 660 nucleotides. RefSeq lists its product as hypothetical. NCBI's taxonomy places the organism in Eukaryota, Haptophyta, Isochrysidales, Noelaerhabdaceae. The record is from RefSeq and is a predicted model, not a curated record. The transcript has 2 exons. The coding region runs from base 1 to 660 and encodes 219 amino acids. Gene Ontology annotation, molecular function: mRNA binding.